CAGCCCAGUAUUCAGUUCACCGAAAGCCCCCUAAAGCAACUGAUGUUUAACUCGCCCGAUCCGUCCAAAUCGAAAUUCCAAAUUGAACGUAUUGUUCCAGCGGCGAAGACCAGAGUCCAGCUAGAACUGACAUGGCCAGCCCGGGUCGGGAUCCGCAACGAUCGUUCCAAGCCUGGCGCAUUCUCAACGAAAGCUUUCGCAUGUUCGCCACAAAGGCUCCUGUGUCCGGACGCCGAUGCCUUAGCCUGCAGGAGCAACAGGGUCUAAACGACGCCUUGGGCUUGUGUGUAAUCAAUGUGUCCGGUGUCCUGCGCACCUUGUACGCCAGUCACAUGCGUCUGGACGUCAACAGGACGCGUAUGAUCGUGGAGCAGUCGCAGAUGGAUAUUGAGCUUAAAAAUCGGAAGGCCCAGCUUUGGAGGACACAGUGCGAGCUGCGCAACAAACGGUUCGAGAUAAUCCAUCAGAGGUACGCAUCGGCCAAGAUGACCGAACGCCUGGAGAAGGCCAGGCGCACCACCAGGUUGCUGGAGGAGCGCCAUCGGAAGCUGGAUGUCCUGGCCGUGGACAAGGGCGAACUUUAUACAUCGAGGUCAGUGAUGCUCUGCUCGCGGAUGUUUGAUCUCACCCAGGAGGUGAUCAACACCAAGAUGCGCAUAAAUAGUUUUGAGCAAGCCAAAGCCCACAUAAAAAGGCGCAUCUUGGAAUUGCAACUCCGUCGUAUCCGGCGCCGCCGGCAGCUGUGCGAAGAGGUGCAGCUCCUGCGACAGGUCAAGGAUCAAUGGCAGGUUUUAAUGCCACCGAUGGUGAUGCGCGUGUGGCAAAUCAUUCGCGGUUGGUGGGACUGUGUGGGCAGCCUGGGUCUUGGCUGUCACUCACCCCACAAGAUGCAGAGUUCAGCAAGCGCCCUUAAUCUGUUUGUGGCGUGUUUUUAGAGUUCGUUCAUUCCAGGAUCAUUUAAACAUUUUUUUGUUGUAAUUUUUUAGCGGUCUUUCAGUGUGACCACAAUAUACCACAAUAAAAGCAUUUGGUAUAUGUGGUAUUA
Molecule: messenger RNA, 1045 nt
Organism: Drosophila bipectinata
Lineage: Eukaryota; Metazoa; Arthropoda; Insecta; Diptera; Drosophilidae
Source: RefSeq, a predicted model, not a curated record